AUGUUGCUGUGGGAUUUGCAACUGAGGAGAAGGAUGAGUUGUAUGCGACGUCGUUUUAACCUCCUUUUCAGACUCACCAGUUUUCUUCUGUUAAUAUCGUCGCCGGCGACGACGACUGCCGGAGCUCGACAAGCAAGCAAGUUGCCGCUGACCGGGCUUUAUGUGUUCGGAGAUUCCACUGUCGAUCCCGGCAACAAUGACUACAUCAAAACCUCCACGCGGAGCAACUUUCCGCCGUACGGAAAAGAUUUUCCGUUCCACAUCCCUACCGGAAGGUUCAGCAAUGGCAGACUCGUCACAGACUUUAUAGUGUCGUAUUUGAAGAUAAAGGAGUUCGUACCGGCGUAUUUAGAUCCAACGGUGCGCCUGGAGGAUAUGGCGACGGGCGUUAGCUUUGCUUCCGCCGGCUCAGGAUUCGAUCCGACUACUGGUUCAAAUCAAAAUGUGCUUACACUGCGAAAACAACUGGAAUGUUUCAAAAAUUUCAAAGCAAGGCUAUCUCUCAAAAUCGGAGAACAGCAAACCGAAAAAGUCGUCAACAACGCCGCAUUCCUAAUCAGCACCGGCUCAAACGAUCUCUUCCACACAUACUUCGGCAUAAGACCGAUCCGACGGCAACAGUACACUAUCUCCGGCUACGUCAACUUCCUCGUGCAACACGCUCAACAAUUCAUAGAGGAGCUAAUGGAGGCUGGCGCUCGAACGAUCGUGUUCAGCGGUCUGAGCGCCUUGGGAUGCGCGCCGUCGGCCAUCACGAUUCGGUCCUCUCCGGAACGGCGAUGCGUGGAAUCGGUGCUGUCCAUCGCGCGGGAUUUCAAUCGAUUGGCGCUGGAGCGUUUGGUAGGUUUGAGGAGCGGGAUUGGGAAUGGAUCCAAAGUUUAUUAUUUUGACACAUAUACCCCUAUGUUGGAUUGGGUUCAUCACCCCAUCAAAUACGGGUUUGUGGAAGUGAACAAAGGGUGCUGUGGGACUGGAUACACAGAGUAUGGAAAUGCAUGCAAUAUAGCAGUUGGGGUCUGCGCAGAUGCCAAUAAGUAUGUGUUCUUUGACGCCGUACACCCAACCCAGGCUGCAUAUUAUUAUCUCUUCAGAUCUUCAAUCCCUCUAAUUAGUCAGAUCAUCUCCAACAAAUUUUUAAAUAAUUAA
Molecule: messenger RNA, 1146 nt
Organism: Andrographis paniculata
Lineage: Eukaryota; Viridiplantae; Streptophyta; Magnoliopsida; Lamiales; Acanthaceae
Product: GDSL esterase/lipase At5g45960-like
Exons: 5
Coding region: 1-1146 (381 amino acids)
Molecular function (GO): hydrolase activity, acting on ester bonds
Source: RefSeq, a predicted model, not a curated record